This is a messenger RNA of Lepus europaeus (European hare), 3094 nucleotides long. RefSeq names its product olfactomedin like 2B (gene OLFML2B). The transcript has 8 exons. Gene Ontology annotation, biological process: signal transduction. Lineage: Eukaryota; Metazoa; Chordata; Mammalia; Lagomorpha; Leporidae. The record is from RefSeq and is a predicted model, not a curated record. Bases 405 to 2639 code for a protein of 744 amino acids.
GCCGCCUCUGUGUCCCCCUCGCCGCGCUCCGGGUCCGUGUGCCUGGUCCCUGUGCGCCCCGAGGCUCUCCGCCGCCCGCCCGGGUGCGCACCCGCCGCGUCUGCCUGGACGUCUGCCUUCCACCUGAGCCCUUCCUCCGGGGCCCGCCUCCACCCGUCACCUCCUCUUCCGUGCGCCCAGCUUGGUCUCGGGGUCGCACAGUCGAGGGCUGCUCGCGUGGGGCAGGAGAUGCCCCUGGUCGUGGGGGCGCACUCCUCCGCCCUGCUCAGCCGCACCCAGCUUUAAAAGGCGCCCUGAGCAGCCACUCGGGCUCCAGCCAGGAGACCCCGUCGCCUCGGUCCUUGCGGAGACCCUCGACCCAGCUGUUCUCUGAAGGGGCCAAGGCUCGUCUGGUGGCGAGGGUCAUGGCCAAGCCGCGGCUCCUUGUUCUCUGCUUUGCUCUUGUUGUGGCUCUGAGCUGGGGGUCCAGCACUCGCCCCACAGGGACAAGUGAGCCCCUAGAUGAGCCGACGGCGGCACCCACGGAGGACGACUUCCUGCAGAACGAGGCCGACAACCAGGAGAACGUUUUGUCCCAGUUGCUGGGAGACUAUGACAAGGUCAAGGCCGUGUCUGAGGGUUCAGACUGUCAGUGCAAGUGCGUGGUGAGACCCCUGGGCCGAGAUGCCUGCCAGAGGAUCAACGCGGGGACCUCCAGGAGGGAAGACUUCUACACCGUGGAAACCAUCACCUCGGGCUCGUCCUGCAAGUGUGCCUGCGUGGCGCCCCCGUCCGCCCUCAAUCCCUGCGAGGGAGACUUCAGACUCCAGAAACUGCGGGAGGCCGACGGCCGCGACUUGAAGCUCUCCACAAUCGUAGACAUGCUGGAAGGAGCUUUCUAUGGCCUGGAUCUGCUGAAACUGCAUUCGGUCACCACCAAACUGGUGGGGCGAGUGGAUAAACUGGAGGAGGAAGUUUCUAAAAACCUCACCAAGGAAAAUGAACAAAUCAAAGAGGAUGUGGAAGAAAUUCGAACAGAGAUGAACAAGCGAGGCAAAGGGAAUUGCUCCAAUACCAUCGCAGAGAGCAUGCCAGACAUCGGCUCAGCCCUGCAGAGGGACGCGGCCGCAGCCUACGCCCACCCAGAGUAUGAAGAGCGCUUUCUGCGGGAGGAAACCGUGUCCCAGCAGAUCAACGCCAUCGAGCUCCUGCGGACGCACCCCCUGGCCCCGCCAGACGUGGCGAAGUCACAGCGGACCCUGCACAGGCAGGUCCACCUGAGGGGCCACGCAGCCUCCAAGCCCACCGUCAUCCGGGGCAUCACCUACUACAAAGCCAAGGUCCCUGAUGAAGAGAAUGACAUCGAAGAGCACCAAGACGAGUUGUUCAGCGGCGACAGUGGAGUGGAUUUGCUGAUCGAAGACCAGCUCCUGAGACACAGCGAGCUGCUGACCAGCACCACACAGAGGUCCGCAGCCGCCCAGCCCGGCACCGCGGGGACGGCUGGCCACAGCCCCCCAACCACACCCUCGUCCUCCGCCCAGCCACCGGCCUCCCCCUCAGCCGCCGGCCUCCCUGCCCCUGCUCUCCAUGCCUCGGCUGAACAAGAGCUCUCGGCAACACUCCACACCUCCUCCGUGGUCCUCCCAGAUCCCAUCAAGGAGGCGGCCCUUCAACCUUCGAAUCAGGGGCUGGCCACCACCGUGGCCCACACAGCUGCCCCGCCACCUCCGGCCUCGGCUUCCCCAGCAGCGGUUCCUGGGGAUGCACUUGAGGAAGCCACACACGUGGCCCCAGCACCUCCUGCCACCGUCAGGACAGACCCUGCUGCCAGCGCCACCCUGAGCCCCGAGGAAGAAGACGACAUCCGCAGCAUCGUAGGAAGGUGCAAGGACACCCUCUCCACCAUCACGGGGCCGACAACCCAGAACACGUACGGGCGGAAUGAAGGGGCCUGGAUGAAGGACCCGCUGGCCAAGGACGAGCGGAUCUAUGUGACCAACUAUUACUAUGGCAACACCCUGGUAGAGUUCCGGAACCUGGAGAACUUCAAACAAGGUCGCUGGAGCAACUCCUACAAGCUCCCGUAUAGCUGGAUCGGCACCGGCCACGUCGUGUACAACGGUGCCUUCUACUACAACCGGGCCUUCACCCGCAACAUCAUCAAGUACGACCUGAAGCAGCGCUACGUGGCUGCCUGGGCCAUGCUCCACGACGUGGCCUACGAGGAGGCCACGCCAUGGCGGUGGCAGGGCCACUCGGAUGUGGACUUUGCUGUGGAUGAGAAUGGCCUGUGGCUCAUCUACCCGGCCCUGGACGAUGAGGGCUUCAGCCAGGAGGUCAUCGUCCUAAGCAAACUCAAUGCCGUGGACCUGAGCAUGCAGAAGGAGACCACGUGGCGCACAGGGCUCCGGCGGAACUUCUACGGCAACUGUUUCGUCAUCUGCGGGGUGCUGUAUGCCGUGGACAGCUACAACCAGCGCAACGCCAACAUCUCCUACGCCUUCGACACCCACACCAACACACAGAUCGUCCCCAGGCUGCUGUUUGAGAAUGAGUAUUCCUACACUACGCAGGUGGACUACAACCCCAAGGACCGCCUGCUGUAUGCGUGGGACAACGGCCACCAGGUCACCUAUCACGUCAUCUUCGCCUACUGACCCCCUUGUCCCUGCAAACCGAAGUGCAGAGGGGCCGACUGAUUGCACCUUGUGUGUGCGUGUGCGUGUAUGUGUGUGGGUGUGUAUGCGCAUGUGUGUGUGUGUGUGAUGGGUCUGUACUGUUUAAAAAUAUAUUAUUUUGUAUAAUAUUACAAAUGUAAAAUGACAGUUGGGGUCUAUUUUUUUUUAUAUGGGUUGUAGAUCAACCCAUACGUGUAUGUGCUGGUCUCAUCCUCCACAGGUUCUAUUUUUGUGCAGGUGAACUUCUCCUUCUGACCAGUGACCGCCUUCCUUCAGGCCCCCUACCCCUGCAGCUCCGGGAAGCCCACCAUUGAACAGCUUUCUGCAGGUGCACCGCAUCAGGAGCAGCAGCGGAGGGGGCCAGAAAGAAGUGCCAAGUGGCGGGGAAAAAGUUUUAUCUAUUGGAGAAGUUUGAAAAAAACCCAGAAAAAAAA